GGCAGCAUGGUGGCUGAGGAGGGCCGCACGAGGGCCACGGACUUCUCUAUCGCGGCCAUCAUGGCGCGCAGUGCCGCGGAGCCCCGGAGCCCCGGCGCGAGGUCGCCAACUCACAUCGGUGUGUCGUCGCGGCAGAGCUCACCGGCGUCGCUGAGUUCGGCAGCGUCGAGCUGCCGCAGCCCGGCGCCCGACGAGGACGUCGAAGUUGAUGUGGAGCAGUGCUCGGAUGGCGAGCGAGACGCCUCCGACCACGCUAUACCCUCGCCAGCUCCUUCCUCAGAGUUGGGCGAAAGAGAUACUCCGUCUCCGGUGCGACCUCUGCCGGCUACUUCUUGCAACUGCGAGGAGCUACUGACUGUGGACUGUCAGCUCGAGACCAAGGAGCUAUGGGACAAAUUCCACGACCUCGGCACCGAGAUGAUCAUCACAAAAACUGGCAGACGCAUGUUCCCGACGGUGCGCGUGUCGUUCGCGGGAUGUCGCGCGGAGGCACGGUAUGCGGUGCUGCUGGACGUAGUGCCGGUGGACGGUAAGCGGUACCGCUACGCCUACCACCGCUCCUCGUGGCUGGUGGCCGGCAAGGCGGACCCGCCCGCGCCCGCGCGCCUCUACCCGCAUCCCGACUCGCCCUUUGCCGGCGACCAGCUGCGCAAGCAGGUCGUCUCAUUCGAGAAGGUCAAACUCACCAACAACGAGAUGGACAAGAAUGGACAGAUCGUGUUAAACUCAAUGCAUCGCUACCAGCCUCGAAUCCACCUGGUGAAAGUGCGUGAAGGCGGAGGGCCUAUAACGGAUCUAUCCCGCGAGCAGCACAGGACCUUCGUGUUCCCGGAGACGGUGUUCACCGCCGUUACCGCUUACCAGAACCAGCUCAUCACCAAGCUCAAAAUAGAUUCCAAUCCAUUCGCCAAAGGGUUCAGAGAUUCCUCGCGGCUCACAGAUUUCGAUAGAGAUCCAAUGGAGUUGAUGCUGAUGGAGCAGCAACUGCUGCGGUCUCCUUUGCGGUUGUACUCUGGCGGUGCGGGGCCCGGCAGCGCUGCAGAAGAAGAAGAGAAGCGGGCAGCCUGGGCGCGAACACCGCCGGCACUUCAGUUGCUCGCGCUUGGCGGCCGCGCUUGGCCCGCCUGGCCCCAACCACUAGCUCUACCCCCCGACCUUUGGAUGCAGAAACCUCCCGCCCCGCUCAGGUACUGCCCCUACCCGCCACCUGCGCAUCCGCGACCGGACCACUCGCCUUCACCCAGACAUCCUCUGUGAGCUCCUAAAAAACAUUAUCCACGACUGGAACUUAUUGGAAGAAGGAAUAAAUCAUUUUAUUUAAAUGAACUAUCAAAGUGCUGUGACUGAACUGACUGUGAGUCCAUAUUUAAUUGGCAUCUGUGUAAGUGAACAUAGGAUGUGGUCAAGUAUUAUAAUAUUGUAUUUAACGUAGUUUAUGUAGCGAUGUAAUAGAAAAUUGUCAUUAAUUGAUUUUAACGAUAGACGUAAGGCGUAAUUUCAAUGUUCCUACCCAAGAAUAUAAUAUUUUUAAUUGUAUAGUUAGAUCAAUUUAAACAAUAGUUACCUGGUUCAUGAUCCUUGAUCUUGGGAAUCGGUUGAAAAACAAGUUUUCAUGACAUAAUUGACUCGCAAUAAUUAACACCAAUUUAAAAACUUCGUAGAAUGAAGAUUAAUUAACCAAAGAAUAAUCAUUUACAAUUUACUAACAAUUUUAUGUAAUUCAUGUAACGUGCGAAAAGUUGUGUGACAAAUAUCCUCAAUAACAAGAUUUACAUAAUUGUUUACUAUAAUAUUAUUAAUUUUGUACUAUGUAUAAUCCAUGUUUUAUGUCAAAUUGUUUUAAUAUUAACAUUUCCGUAUUGUAAUACAUUGAAUUAAGACAUUUGUACUGCAGAAUGUAAUACAAUAAAAUUAUUGUUUUACGAAAUACAUUCCAUUCAGUAAACAACUAUAAGUCGUUCAUUUUACCAUAUGUUUUUUGUUAAUAACUGAUUACACCAUAAAAUUGUAAUUUAUGUAUUUGUCAGAAAUGUUUGUAUUUGCCAUCCCUUAUUUUAUCGUUAAAAAUAUAGAGACAACAUUAUGUGUCAAUACAAGUCUUGUAUUACAUUGUUACGGGGCGGUUGACAAAAUAACAUGGGCAAAAACAUCCUGUAUAAGGUAUAGAUUUGACCGUCACUACAUCCUGUACUGUACAUCUGUUUGUUUUCUGCUGUGGACAUUGUUACAGAUAAUAUCUACUGUUAAUGUGUAUUCGGUUUUAUUUUUGUUUUUUUUUAUUAUUCGACUUGGUCCUUAGCGAGUUCCAAACUUUGUAUUGUAUCAGACAGAUGUCACUUAUAUGAAAAAUGUAUUACAGUUUUAGAUUUUUUUCAUCAAAUUAAUAUUGAAUAAAUACACAUUGACUGGAAUUUUAUGUCUUGUAAAAUGUUAAAAAACAAACUGUACUAUGUACGAGUAAAAUCUGUGAAAACAUUGUUAGUCAUGCGAAUAAAUUGGAUUAGUAUAUACGAGAAAUAAUCAGUUGAAAAUAAAAUUAUUUCAUACAGAAAAUAAAAUACAUAAUAUUAUUGGAAAUCAUCCUGAGACUAUUUCAAGCAUUCCUAAAACAUGUAAUUUUUAUUAAAAGUGUAUAAAAGUGUAGGUGACUUAACCAGUUUUGAUCCUUAUUCCUUAAAAUUGUGUCCUACAGAUUUAUAGAGCAAUCCAAUCCAAGUGAUAUAUGUAUACAGUGUUACAUUUGUGUGUAUAUUUUAGUAUUUAAGACUAUUUAUAUUCCAUUAGUGUUACAAGAUGUAUGUAUUGUAUAGUAGUCGACUAAAUUAUUUUUUUAGAAUAAGCACUGUACAUAGGCACGUAGCGGUUUGUAAUGGAUAAGAUGAGAUGGUACAUUAAGUAGAUAUUAAAAUCGUAGUCGCUGCUCCAUUAAUAAAGAUAAUAAAUUGUAUAUCUAUCAAAAGUAUAAGCCCAUUUUUUGUUAUCUGCAUAGAUAUGUAAUCUAUAGAUAGUGUUUCAUAAACAUUUGUAAUAAUCGAGAUAUUUGAAAUGUAGUUUUGAAUUGUGACAACUUUAAAAGUAUUUAUCCCAACUAAAGUCUAUCGCCUCAUGUUUGUCUAGAUUAUAUAUCUAUAGAUUAGCUAUCUAUGCGUGUGUUAACUGGGAACUUUCCUAAUUGGUACUGUAGUGCGUUUCAAAUGUAAAUUAAUUUAAAUACCUUUCAAUCGAUUUUAGACAGAUGUUAUUGACAGAUAUUAUUAUUUAAAAUGUAUGUAGACUCUGAAUAAUUUUUACCAAUAAACAAACUUUAGAAUUAAAACAAUUAAUCCCAAAAUAUUUUUGCAAAGUAUUUGAACCACUAUGCGACGCCCAGGCAGUGUAUUGUCUUAUUAUAUUCAAGAUUUGAAAUGUUAAUGUUUGUUUUAUUUUGUGCUUAAUAUACAUGUAUUUAGUUGUGUCUUAAUUCCCUGGAUUUGAACUACUUUUAAAUUGUGAGAAAAUUAGGAUAUUACAUCUUAAGUAAAGGAUUCAUCAAAAUUUUAUCAUUAAAUAGAAAAAGACACAUUUUAUUUGUAAUCCACACAACAUAUAAUAAUUAUUGCAGCAAUGUCUUGUUUAAUGAUUGAGGUUAUGUUUUAUUUCUGUAUUCAUUAUCAUAAUGUGAGCAGGACGCGAAGUAGUGUCACAUAUCAGGGUGCCACCCUACGUGUUAAUAAACAAAAUGAAAUUG
Messenger RNA from Papilio polytes (common Mormon), 3727 nucleotides. RefSeq names its product T-box transcription factor TBX20-like (gene mid). Lineage: Eukaryota; Metazoa; Arthropoda; Insecta; Lepidoptera; Papilionidae. Bases 7 to 1257 code for a protein of 416 amino acids. Gene Ontology annotation, biological process: heart development; cell fate specification; regulation of transcription by RNA polymerase II. The transcript has 6 exons. Gene Ontology annotation, cellular component: nucleus. The record is from RefSeq and is a predicted model, not a curated record. Gene Ontology annotation, molecular function: RNA polymerase II cis-regulatory region sequence-specific DNA binding; DNA-binding transcription factor activity, RNA polymerase II-specific.